CGGAGGAGGGAAAGGGAUAGACAAGAAAGGCGCGUGACAAGGCUGUGUGUGGGGGGAUCACUUUCGAAGCGGCUUAGGGUCGGCUCUCGGUCCAGUUGUUCUGGCCGGGCCGUGCGGAGCGGCCACGGUCUCAUCGAGGCGCCCCCUCGCCAGGGGGAAAAGCAGCGAGGAGCCGCCGGUCCUCUUUAACCCCUUCCCCCGGCGGGAUGGGGAUGGGCCGUCCCACUGGGCGCGCGCCCCCGCCCCCCCGCGAGCCGCGUUCUUUCCGGAUCGCCGCCGCUGCUGGGUCCGCGGGGCGCGCGCGCGAACGGGCGGGAGCGGACGCGGAGGCUCCCGGCACCCGCCAGACAUGUCGGUGGCGUUCGCGGCCCCGAGGCAGCGGGGCAAGGGCGAGAUCACGCCGGCCGCCAUCCAGAAGAUGCUGGAUGAAAACAACCAUCUUAUCCAGUGUAUAAUGGACUAUCAGAAUAAGGGAAAGACUUCUGAAUGCUCUCAAUACCAGCAGAUGCUGCAUACAAACUUGGUUUACUUAGCCACUAUAGCUGACUCCAACCAGAACAUGCAGUCUCUACUACCAGCACCACCCACACAGAAUAUGCCUAUGGGUCCGGGCGGGAUGAGUCAGAGCGGCCCUCCCCCACCCCCGCGCUCGCACAACAUGUCUUCAGAUGGUAUGGUAGGUGGGGGCCCUCCUGCACCACACAUGCAGAACCAGAUGAACGGCCAGAUGCCUGGACCCAACCAUAUGCCUAUGCAAGGACCUGGACCCAACCAGCUCAAUAUGACAAACAGUUCCAUGAAUAUGCCUUCAAGUAGCCACGGAUCCAUGGGUGGCUAUAAUCACUCAGUGCCAUCGUCACAGAGCAUGCCAGUGCAGAAUCAGAUGACAAUGAGCCAGGGUCAGCCGAUGGGCAACUAUGGGCCCAGACCAAACAUGAAUAUGCAACCAAACCAAGGUCCAAUGAUGCACCAGCAGCCUCCCUCCCAGCAAUACAACAUGCCACAGGCAGGUGGCCAGCAUUACCAGGGGCAGCAGCCACCGAUGGGAAUGAUGGGCCAAGUUAACCAAGGAAAUCACAUGAUGGGGCAGAGACAGAUUCCUCCAUACAGGCCACCACAGCAAGGCCCACCACAGCAGUACUCAGGCCAGGAAGACUAUUAUGGGGACCAAUACAGUCAUGGUGGACAAGGUCCUCCAGAAGGCAUGAACCAGCAAUAUUACCCUGAUGGUCAUAAUGAUUACGGUUAUCAGCAACCGUCGUAUCCUGAACAAGGCUACGAUAGGCCUUAUGAGGAUUCCUCACAACAUUACUACGAAGGAGGAAAUUCGCAAUAUGGUCAGCAGCAAGAUGCAUAUCAAGGACCACCCCAGCAGCAGGGUUAUCCACCACAGCAGCAGCAAUAUCCCGGCCAACAAGGCUAUCCAGGACAACAGCAGGGUUAUGGUCCUUCCCAGAGUGGUCCAGGGCCUCAGUAUCCUAAUUAUCCACAGGGACAAGGACAACAGUAUGGGGGAUACAGACCCACGCAGCCGGGGCCACCACAACCACCACAGCAGAGGCCUUAUGGAUAUGACCAGGGUCAAUAUGGAAAUUACCAACAGUGAUAAAGUACUCACAUUCCGGUAGGCAAAAUCUAUUAGCAGCCAUAUUGUCUCCUCAGCACUGUGGACAUCUUCCCAAGAUGAGAACCUCCCAUUCCAUCUAGAUUUUGGAAAAAUCUUGUGGCUGUUUUAUGGUAUACAGUCUUUAUGGGUUAAUUGUUAAAGACUGUAGAUUCUCAGAAACUAGUUUCACAUCUCUACUCUAGAUGGCAAUAUUGGACUGAAAAUCUGUGACAUAACAAUUUGCAGUGAGUCGAGAACUGUAUGUCAAAUAUACUGUUACAGACUGAGAGGUGCAAACAGCUUUGUAUGUUUAUGAAGGUUAUGGGAAUUUAGUAUUUUUUCCACAGAUUUUUUUUGUAGGGGGAAAGGGGAAAUGCACACUUUUUACAGCAGCAAUAUUUUGUAUAUUAUGUUUUACAUGUGAUGAAUAUGCAAGACAGUACACUACUGUGGUGGUUGUCACAAGGGUUCUUGGGUGAAGGAAGAGACGAGAUCUUUGACUCCAUUAUCAGAAGGCUUGAUUUAUUAUUCUAUGAUAUAUACAUAUGCUAUAACUAUACUACAAAGAAAAAGCAG
Messenger RNA from Camarhynchus parvulus, 2182 nucleotides. RefSeq names its product SS18 subunit of BAF chromatin remodeling complex (gene SS18). Lineage: Eukaryota; Metazoa; Chordata; Aves; Passeriformes; Thraupidae. Gene Ontology annotation, biological process: positive regulation of transcription by RNA polymerase II. Gene Ontology annotation, molecular function: transcription coactivator activity. Gene Ontology annotation, cellular component: nucleus. The coding region runs from base 350 to 1606 and encodes 418 amino acids. The transcript is spliced from 11 exons. The record is from RefSeq and is a predicted model, not a curated record.